UCAACUCACAACGUGCUCGCAAAGCUCGCAACACUACACAGCGUCUCGAUGAGUCGAUGAGGUUAAGUUACCUCCAGACUAAAAUUCACUGAAGACAUGGUGUACAGGUUGUGUAAAAUUUUGACAUUAGAUUCCAUUUUCAGAGGGGUCUCAUCUGUUUCUCAUCACCAACGUGCAUUGUCUGUAGUAGCAGGUGCUUCUGAGAUAUUACCAGUUGGUGAAAAGCAGAUCAGAAGAUUUCGGACUGUAGAAAGUAACCCAGUGAAACAUGACCACAAUCAUGCUUAUAAGUUCUACACUAUUCCAUUAGAAACUAAGAAGCAGCUGUUUCAGCAUGGGGGUCUUCCAACAUUUUUUGAGCAACAGACACAAACAUUUAUGGAGACUUGCAUCAUGAUUCGGGAUCCAGCUCUGGAGAUUUUGCAUUACUUGAAAACAGCUGAUUAUACACGUCCUGCAAUUAGAUAUGUAAUGUAUGGUGAGAAUGGCUGUGGGAAAUCUCUCACACUUGCACAUAUUCUUCAUUAUGGACUUGCAUCAGGGUUCCUUCUUAUUCAUGUGCCGUGGGUACCAAACUGGAUGAGAGCAUGCAAAGAAGUCUCUAAUUCAGCUACUAGGGAAGGCUGUGUAGACUUAAACUUGGAUGCUGCUGCAUGGUUAGUCCAUUUUAAAUCUCAGAAUGCAGCUAUAUUGAAUACAAUUGAUCUACGCAUGUCAAAGGAGUAUGUGUGGAGUAAGCGUGAAGUGACCAAAGAAGGUGCACCUCUAAUGGAACUGGUGGAACUUGGAAUCAGUCGUGUGAAAUAUGCAUCUGAGUGUGUUAUUGCACUCAUAAAGGAAAUCAAAGCACAUUCCACACAGGGAAGGUGUAAGACUCUGGUCGCAAUUAAUGGAUUCAAUGCCUUCUUUCAUCCCAAGACACGUGUCAUGACUGAAGCCAAAGUUAAAGUUCCCCCAUCAAAGAUUACAUUGACUGAAGCUUUUGUAGAGAUCACAAAGUAUGAUUGGUGUAAUGGUGCUGUUGUUUUAACUGUUGACAAGAGCGGUAUAGCUCCGGACAGGCGUGAGUCAUGCCUCCCAGUGUACCAGCUUGGUAAAGAGGGUUUUGAGCACUUGGACCCAUUUGUGCCGAUUUGUGUACGUGAUUACAAUGAUAAGGAACUGGAAAGUUGUCUCGAUUAUUACAUCGAUCGUCGUUGGCUGCAGAAUGAGAAGAGUUGCACAGAAGAAGGAAGAAAUGAGCUAAAAUUCCUGUGUGGCAUGAAUCCUUAUCGUCUUAUGCAUAUAUGUGCACCUUUAUAAAUUAACGGACUUUCUUACAGUGAUGGAAAUAUGAGGUGCUAUCAGAAAGUUCAAAGACUGGCUUAACUUACUCAAUUUUGACUGCCAGCUCCUUCAAAAUAGUUUAUUGGGAAUGUAUACAGUGAUCCCAUCAUUUUCUCCACACUUCAGAAGCACCAUGGAAGUCAUUUUCUUUAAUGCUGUCGAGUACUGCUUGUGAUUCCCUAUGGAUAUCAGACACUGUUUCAAAAUGUCGUCCCUUCAGUUUCAUUUUCAAUUUGGGAAACAAAGCAAUAUCACAGGAGGCUAAGUCCAGCAAGCAGGGAAGAUGGGGAACAAUAACCAUGUUGUUGUUAGUCACAAAGUCUGUUGUUUUAAGGGAAAUGUGGGUGGGUGCGUUGUCAUGAUGAAGGAGCCAGUUGUGGUUGCGCCAAAGUUCAAAUCUUUUUUGUCACACAUUUUCCCUCAAACGUUUGAAAACGUCACAGUAAAAGUCAGAGUUUACCGUAGUGUUAUGAGGAACAAAUUCAUGGUGAACAAUCCCCUUUAUGUUGAAAAAUCAUUGAGCAUGUUCUUUGUUGAAUUCCAGACCUGCCACACUUUUUUUUCUUGGUGAUUGUGGGCUCUUCCACUGUGACGAUUGUUGCUUUGUUUCUGGAUCAUAACUCUAAAUCCAACUUCCAUCAUCCAUUAUGAUCCAAGAGUUACGAGUAAAAGUGGGGUCCUUGUUAGCGUUCUCUCAUAGCUCAAGACACACUUUUACAUGCUGCUGCUUUUAAUCAUUUGUCGAGAGCCAGUGAACAAACUUUAAGAUCUCCUGGCAGACCCCAUAACUGAUCCCAACAGCAUAUGCAGGCUCAUGGAUUGUUUGAUGAUGGUCUUUGUGGAUGAGUUCUCAAAUCUUUUCAACAUUUUUUGUCAUUUUGCUGGUGCUUGCUCGCCCUGAAUGUUUAUCAUCUUCAACUGACAGCUGACCAGCCUUGAAACAUGAAUGCCAUUCAAAAACCACUAUGUUGCUUAAAGAAAGUUUUCCAAAAGCCUCAUGAAGUAUUUCAAAGGUUUUGAUAGCAGAUUUACUGAUCUUCAUGUGAAACUUGAUGCAGACGCGUUGCA
Cryptotermes secundus is the source of this 2394-nucleotide messenger RNA. RefSeq names its product 28S ribosomal protein S29, mitochondrial (gene mRpS29). The record is from RefSeq and is a predicted model, not a curated record. The transcript is spliced from 9 exons. Bases 97 to 1302 code for a protein of 401 amino acids. Gene Ontology annotation, biological process: apoptotic process. Gene Ontology annotation, cellular component: mitochondrial small ribosomal subunit; mitochondrial ribosome. Lineage: Eukaryota; Metazoa; Arthropoda; Insecta; Blattodea; Kalotermitidae. Gene Ontology annotation, molecular function: structural constituent of ribosome.